Molecule: messenger RNA, 3005 nt
Organism: Cydia fagiglandana
Lineage: Eukaryota; Metazoa; Arthropoda; Insecta; Lepidoptera; Tortricidae
Product: atrial natriuretic peptide receptor 2-like
Exons: 9
Coding region: 156-1685 (509 amino acids)
Biological process (GO): intracellular signal transduction; receptor guanylyl cyclase signaling pathway; cGMP biosynthetic process
Cellular component (GO): plasma membrane
Molecular function (GO): peptide receptor activity; adenylate cyclase activity; guanylate cyclase activity
Source: RefSeq, a predicted model, not a curated record
AGCGCCUGCUACAGUCCCGCGCCGACCGUAGACCGCUACGCGCGUAGCCCGUAGCACUUCUUCAAACUUACAACAGUUACAAAAGUAUACUUGCAAGUGACUGAGUUGAUAAGUGGAAGUGAUAAGUGGUUUAUACAGAUCGGAACGGAGCGGCGAUGUCGCUGGUGCCGCCCGGCGGCGCGGACUCGCCGAGCCCGCGCCGCGCCGUCAGCCCUCUGCUGGAGUCGCGACGGCCGCACUGCACGCUCGCCUGCGACUACUGCGCGGCCGUGCUGGAGGACAAGUUCAAACGUAGUGCAGAGAUGCGUAAUCGAGGCACGUCACCGCUGUCCGUAUCCCCGCGCCAGUCUCUUACGGGGGAACCGCCCUGGACAGUUCCGGAAGAUGAUAGGCCAGACUUCUUAGCGCUCAAGGAAAAUAUACACAGAAUAAACAAGGACUGCGAGACAUCCACGCGGCUGGACAUGUUGUUGACGCAAGUUGAGCAAUACGCCAACAACCUCGAGGCCCUGGUGGAGGAACGCACGUCGGACUAUCUUGAAGAGAAGAGAAAGUGUGAGGAGCUGCUUUACCAACUCUUACCAAAGUCAGUCGCCUCGCAGCUUAUUAUGGGUCAGCCGGUCAUGGCCGAGACAUAUGACCAGGUGACAAUAUACUUCAGCGAUAUCAUCGGCUUCACGAAACUGUCCGCGGAAUCCACGCCCCUGGAGGUCGUUGACCUUCUCAACGACUUAUACACCAUGUUCGACUCCAUUAUUGAAAAUUUUGACGUCUAUAAGGUGGAGACUAUUGGUGACGCAUACAUGGUGGUGUCAGGUCUGCCCAUGCGCAACGGUAACCGGCACGCGGCUGAGAUCGCGCGCAUGUCGCUUGCGCUGCUGAAUGGAGUGGCGUGCAAGACUGUGCCCCACCGGCCUGGAGAGCGGCUACUCUUAAGGAUUGGAAUGCAUACAGGACCAUGUGUGGCUGGUGUGGUGGGACUGAAGAUGCCGCGCUACUGCCUCUUCGGAGACACCGUGAACACCGCAUCGAGGAUGGAGUCUCACGGCGAGGCGCUUAAGAUACACGUCAGCCCCAAGACCAAAGAGGUCCUAGACUUGUACGAUUGCUUCGACUUGGAGUGCAGAGGAGAAAUCACAAUGAAGGGUAAAGGAAAAAUGACAACGUACUGGUUGCUUGGCGAGAAGAAAUCCGAAAAUCCUCAAAUACAUAGCUAUGAUGAUUUAAAUGGGAGUGAAAACACUGCAAACAACCCUAGCAUAACAUUUCAAGGACCUGACAGCCCUGCAGCUCACUCGGUCAAACAUCGUCAGCGGAGUCCGGAAUGUAAAAGUAAUGAUCAAAAAACUCAAGAUUCUCAUAAACAAACACCUCUCGAAUUACUAAAUGAACGAGACCGUAUUAAGCAUGAAAUUGCAACAUUUGUAGCAAAAGAUCUGAUAAACAAUAUUGAUAUAGCCGUGAAAGAGUUCAGAAAAUCUCAAAGCGCAAAUUUUGCAGCAAUGAUGGCUGUCCAAAGUAAAACAGUUUGCAAUGGAAACGACAGAGGCCUAAUCACACCCACUUAUGACAAGGAACUUGUAAUUAGCAAAGGUAAGGUGCGAGAUGUCGUCAACAGAUUAAACAAGAGUGUUGGCAACGAUACUAAGAUCGGUAAACCGAAAUCGAUUAAAGCUGAAGACUGAAUUGCAUGAAAUAAAGCAACGCCUAAUUCCCUUGCCCGGUCCAAAUCCUUUUUUCUUUAUGAAGAAACUUUAAAACUUAUAUUAAGAGUUUAGACAAUGUUUCUAUUUAAGCGUUACCAGAGUAUUUUGUGCCAAGCACAUUCCAUAGUCUAGUCAUUAUUUAAUAAGUAACAGCCUCCAGAUAAGUAAAAUACAUUAAUUAGAAGGUUGCUCUUUUGUUAUCUUUCAUAAAAUAUAUUUAUUUAAAAUAAACACAUUAAAAGACCACAAUUACAUUUUAAACGGCAUGCGGCCAGAAUCAUUCCGAAUUUUAGAAAUUGAAUAAAAUAAUUAAAUGUUAGUAGUAUUAGAAAACACACGGUAUUUAACUAUUACUUGUAAUGAAAAUUAGAUUAAGGAAUCAAUCGCAAAGACGAUUUAUCAGAAAGAUGUAGUGAGAAAAAAUAUGUGUGAAUAAGAAAACAUUAGAACUGUAUUAUACACUUAGACCCUAUAGUGUUUUUACUGACCUUUUAUACCUCUGUAUCUUCUUUAACCCCGACUACUGUCUAGAAGAGCUAGUGGUUGGAGAAAUUAAAUAUUUUCUAUUUCACUGAAAAUUCCGAAUAGAGACUUCUGUAUAGAGAUAACACUUAAUACACAAUUUGAGGAUAGAGACCAAUUUUAUCAUUCAAUGCCACAAUUGUUAUAUUGAUAGAAGUAGGGUAGAAAUUUAAAAAACAAAUUAAAAUAAAUAAGUAUCUUAUUUUCUACUUUUUACUAUACAUUGCAACUUAUUUAUUAAAAUAUUCAUAGAAAUGUCUUAGGGAUGGCCAGAUUCCUAAAAGCCGUGGAAUUUUAGAUAAGAAUAAAAAAGGAAUGGUAAAUAUUUGUAGGCUCCAGUAAUUAAAACUAUAGUAGGUAUUUAUUUAUCUCAUUUCUCCAACUUCUAGCGUGUAAUGAAAUUAAUGUAUUAAAGUUAAGUGUUACUAAGUGUUGAUAUUAUAAAUUCAGGCCUCUAGGUACCUACAUGUUUCAAAAUAAUUUGGACAUGAAUAAUCAUAACAAGGCCCUUCGAAUGAUUGUUUACGCUUAUAACCACAGGUUUUUAAAACUCUGUUGUGAUUUUAUUUAUUAUCUUGUCGUAUCUAACUAGAUCUGAUGUAAUUUGUAAUGGUUUGAUUGUGAUAUUAUUGUUAUGGAAGUACAACUUGUUUACUUGAGCUGUGAAAAGAGAUUAAUUUAUUUUAAUGUGAUUGUUUCUAGUCCUCAAUACUUGUAAAGUAAUGGUUUGUUAUGUCGAGGUUUUAUUAUAUGAAUAAAAAGUCGGUAAUUAUUUAA